Molecule: messenger RNA, 702 nt
Organism: Spinacia oleracea (spinach)
Lineage: Eukaryota; Viridiplantae; Streptophyta; Magnoliopsida; Caryophyllales; Amaranthaceae
Exons: 1
Coding region: 1-702 (233 amino acids)
Source: RefSeq, a predicted model, not a curated record
AUGGACCAUGAAGUGGUGAGAAAAGAAUACAUUCAAAGAGGUCCUUGUCAACCAAAGAAGCACAAAAUUUCCAAGACGGAAUUUGAAGAAGGUAUUAUGCGUCGCUUUAAUCCUUAUUGGUUUAAGAAGUAUGCUUGGCUUGAGUAUAGUGUUUCAAAAGAUUAUGCGUAUUUCUUUUAUUGCUAUUUGUUUAAGAAUGAAACUACUAAAGUAGCGGGAGGAGAUGCGUUUGUCAUAAAUGGCUUUCAAGGUUGGAAUAAGCCAUGUAGGUUAAAGAAGCAUAUUGGCGGUGUUAAAAGUGCUCAUAAUCAAGCUUUUGAAAAGUUUGGAAAUUUGAAGAAUCGACAAAAUUCCAUUCAAGCUUCUUUAAACCAACAAUGCGAACAAGUUAAAAGUGAAUAUGAAAUUCGUUUGACUACUUCACUUCAUUGUUUGAGGUUUCUUUUGCUCCAAGGUUUGGCAUUUCACGGUCAUGAUGAAUGUGAAGAAUCAAGUAAUAAAGGAAAUUAUUUAGAACUUUAUAUUUGGUAUGCGGAUAAGAAUGAUGAAGUUGGAAAUGUUGUUUUGAAAAAUGCUCCUAAGAAUAAUAAAUUGAUUGCACCUAAAAUUCAAAAGCAAAUUAUCAAUUGUCGUGCCAAAGAAACUACUAAGGAAAUUGUGGAAGAUCUUGGUAAGGAUUAUUUUGGAAUACUAGUGGAUUAG